Messenger RNA from Mya arenaria, 836 nucleotides. Its product is annotated as myelin P2 protein-like. Gene Ontology annotation, cellular component: nucleus; cytosol. The record is from RefSeq and is a predicted model, not a curated record. NCBI's taxonomy places the organism in Eukaryota, Metazoa, Mollusca, Bivalvia, Myida, Myidae. Bases 156 to 569 code for a protein of 137 amino acids. Gene Ontology annotation, molecular function: fatty acid binding. Gene Ontology annotation, biological process: fatty acid transport. The transcript is spliced from 4 exons.
UCCCUUCAUUGAUGAAUUGAUUAAUUGUGUUACCACUACAAAUAGAGUGUUUUUUAGCCUGACUAUUAUAACGUUAAAGUAAGCUGAUCGCAGUUUACCUGUAGUUGUGCAUUAAAGUUCUGCUGGUUUUAUAAAUAAAGUAGCAUACAGAUAUUAUGGCGAGUGAAAUCAAAACCUUAUUUGAAGGGAAAUGGACGCAUACGAAAAGUGAGAAGUUUGAGGAAUAUCUUACCGCUAUUGGUAUAGGUUACCUCAAAAGGAAGAUGGCAAUGUCCCUGAGCCCAACAAUAACAAUAUCGGUAGAUGGCGAGGAGAUUUCAGUCAAUAUAUCGGCCGGGCCUAAGGGAAAUGAGUCCAAGUUUAGACUGGGUCAAGAGUUCACGGUUGGAGGAGAGAUGGAGGGACAGGCAAUAGCAACAUUUGAGGCAGGGAAACUGUCCGUGAACAUAACCCCUAAAGAUUCAUCAAAGAAGAAACAAACUGUCACGAGAGAAAUCGUUGAUGGAGGGUUAGUGCAGACGAUGGAAGUAGACGGAGUUAUAUGCAAGCGCUUCUUUAAAAGGAGUUAGAAUGAUAAUUAGUGGUCCUUAAUUCGAAAGAUCUGAAAUGAAAUAUGCGGGCCUAAAACGAGGAACAUUCGUAACAAAUCGGAAAAGCAGUCAGGGAGAAUCAGUUGGUCUCGUAAUAUUUGCUCUACGGUUGUAAAUUGUGGUCUUCUGUUAUAUCAUUUCUAUAUCAUUGACGUUAUGUUGACAUUUUCAUAUAAGUAUGUUGUUGUUAAAGUAUUUUCUGUCAGAUUGUUUCAGGGUAUGUAACCAUUUUUAAUAAACUUAUGA